AUGGUUCUCCGAGUCUCCAGCACCCCCGACGCGGUCGGCGCCGCCGUCGGCCAGCUCAUCUUCGACCUGAGCAAGCAGGCCAUCGCCACACACGGGCGUUUCACGGUCGCGCUGUCCGGCGGCUCGCUGCCCAAGAUCCUCAACAAGGGCCUGCAGGCCAUCAAGGGCGACGUGGACUUCUCCAAGUGGUUCGUCUACUUCGCGGACGAGCGCUGCGUGCCGCUGGACCACGACGACAGCAACUACAAGGCCUGCAAGGCGGCGCUCUUUGACUUUAUUCCCGUGCCGGCGAGCCAGAUCUACACCAUCGAUGCCUCUCUGACCCCCGAGGCCAUGGCCGUGGACUACUCCAAGAAGCUGGCCGAAGUCUGGGGCAGCGACCUGCCUCGCUUCGACCUGAUCCUGCUGGGCAUGGGCCCGGACGGCCACACGUGCUCGCUGUUCCCGGGCCACCCGGUGCUGGAGGAGAAGACGCUGUUCGUGGCGUCCAUCGAGGACUCACCCAAGCCGCCCCCGCAGCGCAUCACGCUAACCUACCCGGUCGUGAACAACGCCGCCAACGUCGCGUUCGUCGCCACGGGCGCCGGCAAGGCCGAGCUGAUGCCGCACAUGAUCGGCGUCGAGACGCGCACGCCGCCGCUCCCCGCCGCCAACGUCAAGCCCACGGACGGCGUCGUCUACUGGUUCAUCGACGAGGACGCGGCCGCCAAGCUCUCGGACGAGGCCAGGAUGUAG
This is a messenger RNA of Phytophthora sojae, 735 nucleotides long. RefSeq lists its product as hypothetical. The record is from RefSeq and is a predicted model, not a curated record. Gene Ontology annotation, biological process: carbohydrate metabolic process; pentose-phosphate shunt. Gene Ontology annotation, molecular function: 6-phosphogluconolactonase activity. NCBI's taxonomy places the organism in Eukaryota, Oomycota, Peronosporomycetes, Peronosporales, Peronosporaceae. The transcript has 5 exons. The coding region runs from base 1 to 735 and encodes 244 amino acids.